Brienomyrus brachyistius is the source of this 1181-nucleotide messenger RNA. Its product is annotated as pterin-4-alpha-carbinolamine dehydratase 2-like. Gene Ontology annotation, biological process: tetrahydrobiopterin biosynthetic process. The record is from RefSeq and is a predicted model, not a curated record. The coding region runs from base 13 to 429 and encodes 138 amino acids. Lineage: Eukaryota; Metazoa; Chordata; Actinopteri; Osteoglossiformes; Mormyridae. Gene Ontology annotation, molecular function: 4-alpha-hydroxytetrahydrobiopterin dehydratase activity. The transcript is spliced from 4 exons.
UGCGAGGUAAUUAUGAGUAACAUGCCUUGGUUAAUAUUUACACGUAUGUCUACUAGUGUAUUGCAUUGUCCUCUUUUCCAAGUUUGCAACACAUUUCUGUCAAGGCACGCCUCAAAAAUGGCUUCCGACUCUCACUGGCUCACUGCCUCAGAAAGGGAGCAGCUUCUGAUGGAACUGAAGGCCACAGGAUGGAUUGAAGUGGACGACCGUGAUGCUCUCUACAAGGAACUGGAUUUUAAGACCUUCAAUCAGGCUUUUGGAUUCAUGUCACGAGUUGCUCUGCAAGCGGAGAAGAUGAAUCAUCACCCUGAGUGGUUUAACGUGUAUAAUAAGGUUCAGAUAACACUGACUACACAUGACUGUGGAGGGUUAUCAAAAAAAGAUAUUAAACUCGCCAAGUUUAUCGACAAAGUAGCUCUGACUAUGUAGCUUAUGGAUUCGUUUGUGUCCUCCUGUGAUUUGAAUAUGGUUUAAAAAAAUUCUGUAAUAUAUGAAGAUUUUGGAAAUGUAUGUACAGUAAUUAUCUUGAUUUACAGAACAAUCAAUGUAACUUCUGUUACAGUUGGGUCAUUUAAACUUGAGAUGUUUAAUCCUCAUGCUUAGAGAGGAUGUAGAUAGUGUGUAGGUGCUUAGGGCAGAAUCUUGGUUCUGUUUGAGGGGGGUAACUGCCCAUAAAGACAAGAAAUAAAAUGUGAAGUACAUUUUUAAAUAAAUUUAAAUUAAAGGUUGAAAUGCACAUGCUUUGCAUGAUUUAAUAUAAGUAAAUAUGCUCCAUACCAAGAAUAGUAGUUGGAAAAUCUGCGCCAACCUAAUAUUGUUACUGACAUUUCUAAUAAGAAAAACUAUGUUAAACGUCCAAGAACAUUGCAAUGUGCUGCUUUGUAUGACUGAAGGUCAAACUGCCCAUGUAGGGAGGAAACGUCUAUAGAAGGAUACACAGUAAUGGCAAAAGACUCAAAGAAUGUAACUUCAGAAAUGUCAAAGGUGUGACGUUUGCAGUGCAAAAUGUAAUUUAUUCAGUGUCCAUGUGUGGUGUAAUGUUUUAAUAUCAAUUGAGGAGAAAGCUUCACUAUAAAAUUUUAAGUAUAUGUGCAGUUGUGUAUCUUAAGUACCUUUCUUGCUGUCAUUUCUACGUUGUUAAUUAUAUGGAAUUUAAGAAUAAAUUGAUUUGAUAUUAGGAA